Messenger RNA from Glycine soja, 1544 nucleotides. RefSeq names its product F-box/kelch-repeat protein At3g23880-like. The coding region runs from base 165 to 1268 and encodes 367 amino acids. The record is from RefSeq and is a predicted model, not a curated record. Lineage: Eukaryota; Viridiplantae; Streptophyta; Magnoliopsida; Fabales; Fabaceae. Gene Ontology annotation, molecular function: protein binding. The transcript is spliced from 3 exons.
UUCUCUUUCUGUCUAUGCUACUCAAAGUAAGAAGAAAAUGAACCCCAUUUUCUGUCAUCUGAUGACAGUAGAAAUUUUAUUGAGGAGCAUCAAGGAAUCCAAGUCAAGUUAAACGUUGGAGAACCCGUAUAAGAGCAACGAGCAUCGAAAAUCACACUCUCCCUAUGGAGUUGAUGAGAGAAAUUCUUCUAAGAUUGCCUGUGAGAUCUGUUUCGCGUUGCAAGUGCGUGUGUAAGUCAUGGAAUUUUAUCAUCUCCAAUCCUCAAUUUGGCAAUUCCCAUUAUGAUCUCGAUGCCACACCCUCCCAUAGACUCAUUCUCAGAUCAAACUAUUCUUCUCAUGGAGUUCUAUCCAUUGAUACAAAUGCACCACUAGACACAUGUUCUGCUGCAAAGCAUUUGAUUCUCCCCCUUCAUUCAUCCCCAUGCAAUCCCUACGACAAUGAAGAUUAUGAUGGUUUUCCCCGUAGACCCGAGAUUUUAGGUUCGUGCAGAGGGUUUAUACUUUUAUAUUACAAGAUGAAUCGAGAUCUUAUUAUAUGGAAUCCAUUGACAAGAGACCGUAAACUAUUUCUUAACUCUGAAUUUAUGUUAACCUUUCGAUUUUUAUAUGGUUUUGGGUAUGACACAUCAACAGAUGACUACUUGCUAAUAUUGAUCAGAUUAUCCUUGGAAACAGCUGAAAUCCAAGUUUUCUCUUUCAAAACUAAUCGCUGGAACAGAGACAAGAUAGAAAUUAAUGUUCCAUAUUAUUCUAAUUUAGAUCGGAAAUUCAGUAUGGGGUUAUUCUUCAAUGAUGCUCUUUAUUGGGUAGUUUUCUCUAUGUACCAAAGGGUUUUUGUGAUUAUUGCCUUUGAUUUGGUAAAAAGGAGUUUAUCAGAGAUUCCUCUAUUUGAUAAUUUAACUAUGAAAAACACUUCAGAUGAUUUAACUAUGAAAAUCCCUGAAGUGUUAAGUUUAAGAGUAAUAGGAGGAUGUCUCUGUGUGUGUUGUUUGGUCCAAUACUGGGCAAUGCCCGAAAUAUGGGUGAUGAAAGAAUCAUCUUGGACUAAGUGGUUUGUAAUCCCUUAUGACUUUUCCCCAAUAUGCAUCACAAAAGAUGGAGGAAUUUUGGGAUUAAAUAUUAGAGAAAGAUUAGAGAAAUAUAAUAACAAAGGAGAGUUGUUUGAGCAUUUCACCAUUGUUGCUGCUGAAGGUGAAGAGUACUACUGUUCCUUACGAGAUCAACAGUCUGCUAUGUAUAGAGAGAGUCAACUAUCGCUCCCCUGACAACAAAAAUCAGGCUGGGCGGUGUGAAUGGUAACGACAAUUCUAGCAUUUGCUGGUUGCAACCAACCUGUGGACAAUAUAAAUUAAAAGUCGAUGGAUCAGUGAGUGCUUUCAAUAAAGAAGCUGUUGGAGAUGUAUUUAGGGAUUCAAAUGGUCAGCUUUUGUUUUCCUAUGCUGCUGAUAUUGGUUCUUGUACUCAGUUGUUAUAGCUGAACUCUGGACAAUUUUGCUUGGAAUUAAAAUUGCUUGGAGUUUCGGGUUCAAGCAUUUUAUUAA